This is a messenger RNA of Pyrenophora tritici-repentis Pt-1C-BFP, 150 nucleotides long. Lineage: Eukaryota; Fungi; Ascomycota; Dothideomycetes; Pleosporales; Pleosporaceae. The record is from RefSeq and is a predicted model, not a curated record.
AUGGCUAGCUUCACACCCAACGACAACACCUUGAGCAAUGCUCCCCACCCAGAUGAUAUUGACAUUGCACCCCGCAUUUGCGGCUACUAUACUGGAAAGGCUGUAAAAGGUGCCUCGAUGAGCGUGCAGCGAAAGAGCAGAAGCGGAUAA